This is a messenger RNA of Rubroshorea leprosula, 1390 nucleotides long. The record is from the annotation of a GenBank genome assembly. NCBI's taxonomy places the organism in Eukaryota, Viridiplantae, Streptophyta, Magnoliopsida, Malvales, Dipterocarpaceae.
CUCUAUAAAAAAAAAUAUUAUUAAUUUGGAUAAUUCAGUUAAUUUGAUUAAUCAAAAUUUAACUAAACCAACAAAAUUUGAAUAGGAAAUUUAAAAUUAUUCUUAUGAACAAUCUUUGCAAGGAUCUGAAGAAGGAAUUGUUUUCUAUUUUCAGUACAUUUUAUUCUUUUUUUUUUUUUAAUUAGGGAAGAGGUUCAGGGAAGGAAUCAAACUUUUGUCAUGAUAAAGAAGAUUUAUAGGAUCACACGUGGCGACGUCACAACCUUCACUUGAGCUCACCAGCUUGAGUCAAACCGCCGUUUGCUCAAGAGCAAUGAACAGGCAGAGUGCGAACUUCAUCUUUCUCCCUCAAAAUCUCUUCACAAAAUGAGCUUAUCGUCGCCAACCAGUUUCUUAAGACUCAAAUCCCGGAGCUUGAAUCUUCAUUUGUACUCUAAUAAUGGUAGCUUCAAUGGAGCUUUUGUGCUGUUUCCUAAAAGAGCGAGCUUUAAUUGCAAGAAAUUUUCUGUAUCCUGCUCUUCUUCCAUCUUCUCCUGACCCACUGUUAGUUAAGGCUGCAAGAGGGGAACCCAUAAUUCAGCCUCCAGCAUGGAUGAUGCACCAAGCAGGAAGGUAUAUGGCUGUUUACAGAAAGCUUGCAGAGAAGUACCCAUCCUUCGGAGAAAGGUCAGAGACAACUGAUCUUAUUGUGAAAAAUUCUUUGCAGCCUUGGGAAGCCUUCUCUCCGGAUGGAGUAAUAAUUUUUUUGGACAUACUUACACCGCUUCCUGCUUUUGGUGUCCCGUUUGACAUUGAACAAGUGAGAGGCCCUGUCAUUCAGAUACCUAUUAUUUCAGAGGAGUGCUUGAAGGCAUUGCAUCCAAUUGACCUGGAAAACUUCAUUUCAUUGGGGAGUCCCUAAAGAUUUUAAGUGGCACCAUUACAGCCAACAUGCUUUCAAAACUUGUAGACCUUUGGGAUCUGGAUCUUUCCAAUAAUAGUUUGCUGUCUUUGAGCAUUAAUGGCACUGGUGUCAACUAUUCCUUUCUGAAACUUUUGUCUUUAAGAUUCUCUUCUUGCAACAUUCACAAGUUCCCAAGUUUUUUAAGGAAGGCAGAGAGUUUGCUAAUAUUGGAUAUUUCCAAGAACAAGGUUUCUGGUCAAAUUCACAAAUGGGAAAUAGAAGGGAUGUCAUUGUUCAGAUUAAACCUUUCUUAUAACUUCUUGCAGUUGGCUUUCUUUCUUCCUUCAAGAAGAUCUAACAAAAUAAUGUGUGCAUGAACUUAAUUAGUUGGCAGCAGAAGCUGCAGGCAGUUGCCCUUUCUUUCUGUGAUUGUUAUGUCUUUUUAUGUGAAUUAUUAUUUCAUGUUCAAUGUUUGUUGAAAAUUUUGACUAAAAACAUAAUGUUUUU